This is a messenger RNA of Gopherus flavomarginatus (Mexican gopher tortoise), 589 nucleotides long. Its product is annotated as zinc finger and SCAN domain-containing protein 29-like. Lineage: Eukaryota; Metazoa; Chordata; Testudines; Testudinidae. Bases 21 to 485 code for a protein of 154 amino acids. The record is from RefSeq and is a predicted model, not a curated record. The transcript is spliced from 2 exons.
UUGAAAAAAUUUCUAAUGCCAUGCGGGAGAGGGGACAUACCAGGGACUCGUUACAGUGCCGAGUGAAAGUGAAAGAGCUCAGACAGGCGUAUCAGAAGACCAAAGCAGCAAAGGGCAGGUCAGGCUCUGCCCCCAAAACAUGCCGGUUCUACGACGAGCUUAACGCAAUAUUGGGGAACAGCGCAACGACGAACCCCCCUUUGUCUGUUGAUUCAGAGGUGGGUGUCGUGAUUCCUGCAACUACGGAAGAUUUAUUUGAUGGCGAUGAUCAGUAUGAUGAGGACCAAGAGGAGGAGGCUCCAGCAGAGAGCACAGAGCAUUUUAUCCCCCCAAACAGCCAGGAUCUUUUCCUCACCCUUACUGAGGUUCCCUGCCAGCCAUCUCAAGGCAGUACUCCAGAAAAUGAAGCUGAGGGACCGUCCUCUGCUGCACAUUUCUCCAGCCUCCCUCUCGCUUCUCAUCUACGUGGGGGGGGGGUAUCAUAAGAAGACUGAGGAAAAGGAGGACGCGUGAGGACAUGUUCACCGAAAUUAUGGCAGUAACCCGUACAGAGAGAGCUCUGCAGGGAGACUGGAAGCAACUGGUCGCA